Molecule: messenger RNA, 2905 nt
Organism: Chelmon rostratus (copperband butterflyfish)
Lineage: Eukaryota; Metazoa; Chordata; Actinopteri; Chaetodontiformes; Chaetodontidae
Gene: tpte
Product: transmembrane phosphatase with tensin homology
Exons: 18
Coding region: 464-1999 (511 amino acids)
Biological process (GO): protein dephosphorylation; transmembrane transport; monoatomic ion transport
Cellular component (GO): membrane; cytosol
Molecular function (GO): protein tyrosine phosphatase activity; monoatomic ion channel activity; phosphatidylinositol-3,4,5-trisphosphate 3-phosphatase activity
Source: RefSeq, a predicted model, not a curated record
GGUCCGAGGAGACGGCUGUGUGAGGGGAAGCGGGUGGUUGGUGUGGUUUAACGUUUAUCUAGCUUUUUGUCUUUUUUGUCUUUUUUUGGAGCUAAUAGUGAAUCCUGGAUGCUUCAUUUUCUGAAACAACUUGCUAAUUUCUUGCUGGUAUCUUUUGCAUCAACGGCUAAUCACAACACUUGUUGCUAUGUGAUAAUGAGCUCCUGGAUGCUGAUGAGGCGUUCAAUGUUAACGCUGUUUCUUUCAAAGAGUGCAUUUAUGUGCAAGACUAACAUCAGUAUUUCAGGGCAGGACACAGAGUUUUUUGUUCUGUAGCUUCUCUCUCUCUCUCUUUCUUUUCUAUUCAUUUUUUUUACAUUGUAACUGUGGAACAAAAUGUUGGACAAGGGAGUUUUAAUCUGUCUACGCUUCGAAUGCAGAGACCACAGGUUCAGGACAAAGCCAGGAGGGAGACACACACAUCAUGUCCUCUGUCUAUUUCAGUCCAGGGUCGGAUUCAGGUGUAAAUGGAAACGUUGCAAAGAUGGAAGAUGCUAAAGUGGAGAUUGAUGAUGGAAAGGAUGAGAGUGUGGUACCAGACACAAUGUAUCACAAUAUCCGGAAGAAGAUAGCACCUUUUGUUAUGUCCUUUGGAUUUCGUAUAUUCGGAGUGAUACUGAUCCUAGUGGACUUUGUGCUGGUUAUUGUGGACAUCUCCCUGCCAGCCAAGAGCCGAGAUCUUGGAAAUACCUUAGAGGCCAUUUCCCUCGUCAUCUCCUUCUUCUUUCUCCUUGAUGUACUAUCGCGGGUCUAUGUGGACGGGGUCAGAGUUUACUACAGCUCCAAGCUGAACAUCAUAGACUCCUGUGUUGUGGUAAUCACUCUGGUGGUCACCAUGAUCUACACCUUCACUGAUCUGUCAGGAACCAGUCUCAUUCCCAGGGUGGUGACGUUUCUUCGUGUCCUGAGAAUAUUAAUCCUGGUGAGGGUUUUCAGACUGGCAGCUCAGAAGAAGGAGCUGGAGAAGGUCACCAGGAGGAUGGUUUCUGAGAACAAGCGGCGGUAUCAGAAGGAUGGAUUUGACCUCGACCUUACCUAUGUCACAGACCGUGUCAUCGCAAUGUCUUUCCCCUCCUCUGGGAAGCAGUCAUUCUACAGGAAUCCAAUCAGAGAAGUGGCGAGGUUCCUAGACACUAAACAUGAUGGCCAAUAUAAAGUUUACAACCUGUGCAGUGAGAAAGGCUAUGACCCGCAGUUCUUCCACUACAGGGUUGAACGAGUGUUCAUUGAUGACCACAACGUCCCCUCGUUGGAGGACAUGCUGAAAUACACAGCAAGCGUGAGGGAGUGGAUGUCUGCCGAUCCCAAAAACAUCAUCGCUAUUCACUGCAAAGGAGGCAAAGGACGCACAGGCACUAUGGUGUGCACCUGGCUUAUUGACAGUGACCAGUUUGAGAGCGCACAGGACAGUCUGGAGUAUUUUGGUGAGAGGAGGACAGACAAGAGUCGGAGCUCCAAGUUUCAGGGAGUGGAGACUCCUUCUCAGAGCCGCUACGUGGGGUAUUACGAGAUAAUGAAGAACAAGUUCAACAGACAGCUGCCUCCACCUAAAAGCCUCAGGGUCAAGAGCAUCCGCAUCCACUCCAUAGCAGGUGUGGGUAAAGGUGAUGGCAGCGAUCUCAAGAUGAAGAUAAUUGUGAAGAAUCAGCUGGUUUUUCAAUGUGUGUGCGCCAAACAGCAGAACUGCACAGUGUUUCCGGAUGUGGGAAGCAACGCAGCAGUCAUCAGCCUUCAGGAAGGGCCUGUGGUUGAGGGGGACGUGAAGGUCAUGUUUGAAUCAAGUGCUGGCCUGCCAAAAGGAUAUGAAGAUGUUCCCUUCUACUUCUGGUUCAAUACUUCCUUCAUAGUGGAUAACAAGCUGUUUCUACCCAGGGAAGAGCUGGACAACCCACACAAACCGAAGACCUGGGACCUGUACAAGGAGGACUUUGGUGUUACUAUGUUCUUCUCUGAGCCAUAAUAAAAGCCAUUUAGAAAGAUUAUUGGGAUAGUUUGGUUUUUUGAGGUGAAUUACCUACAGUAGAUGGUGGUUAGCACACCCCCACUGUGUAGAAGCAGCAGGAAUACUGGUUUAGAAAGCUAAGCAGUGUACUGCUAUGGACACAUUUUAGUCACCUAAAAACAGGCCCACCUAAAAUAGACAGUACCAGUUCAAGUGUACGUUAUAUUGAAAAUAUUUUACUGCUUUACCUUGCCUUCAGACAGCCCUUUCCCAUGGAAAACUGAAGCUGUUGUGUCCCUCUCUACAAAGCCACCAGACUCCUUUGACAAAAACAGUAAUUACUGCAUAAGUGGCUUCAGUUUCCCAAGGUAAAGCAGGAAAAAUAUUUUAAAUAUAGCAUACACUUAAAUGUGAUAUAGAUUUUUAGGUGGGCCUUUUAUAUGACUAAAAUGUGUUUUGUUGCUGCCCCCCAUUUACUGCAGUACAUUGCAUAGCCUCCUACACAGGUACUCCUGUUGCUUCUCCAAACUGGGGGCGUGCCAGCUGCCAUCUACAGUAUAAGGUUGUGUAAGUACCUUAUACAACCUGACUUAAAAAGAAUACUCUAUCCCUUUAAGAAGAUAAAAUGGCUUGUUACAGUUGUAUUUUUUAACAAUGGAUGGUGAGCAGAAAUUGGUAGAUCGAACACUAAUUCAAGAAAUGCAUGAGUGGCAUAAAAUUAUGUUCAAAUGUUGUAUGCAGUGAGCUCCUCCACUCAGUCAAACCAUGCAGUGUUGCUCUAAUGAGUUGUGGCACUUAAACUGAAAUUUAUAAUGAGUGAUAUGUAAAGAAGUACCAUGAAAUAACUAGUCAUGUAUUCCAGUGAAUCAGUUAAAAUCUGUAUGUGUGGUGACUCUUUUGAAUGUCUGAAAAUAAAAUGUAAAA